UUUCUAAAUUCUAACAUUUAUCCAGUCAUAUUCCACAAAUUUGAGACGUGUCCCUUGAGUAAAUCCGGAUCCGAGACAAGUAACCCAGAAUGAGAAUCCGAAAGGGGGGAAAACCCGAAGACCCGCGGCCUCUAACGUAAAAACACCGGCAAACGAAGCCCAAACUGGGAAGGAGCUCGCGUUCGCAGCAGAAUCGCAGGUGAUGCUGCGAGCAUCGAAGCUCUCUGAAACCACCAACUCCUAAUCAACAUCUCUUUCUCGAGCGCACGUCCGUGCUUGCGUCAGCAAAACUCUCUCUCACUCGCAUGCCUCUUCGAUCUCAGCUGUGAGCUUUGGUGAUAAUCAUGCCGGAUGUGCAGGCCCUUGUGAAUGAUUUCCUUAAUAAGCUUAAGAAACGUAAAAUUGAGGGCUCACGGGCAACGGCAAGGCAGACGGCUGAAAUGCUUCGGUUGGUGAUUUCACAGCAGCGAAGUCCCUACACAAACGAGGCUGGCACUUUGAUUGAUGCUGUAAGGGCGGUUGGGGAGCAGCUGAUUGCUGCAAAUCCUCUUGAGCUUGCUGUCGGUAAUAUUGUGAGGCGUAUUCUGCAUAUUAUUAGGGAGGAGGAUCUCUCUCUCGCAACGGCUGCUAUGGCUGGUUUGGGCUUAUCAGCUGUUAGUGAUGAUGAAGAUGACACUGACCAAGAUAAUCAUCCAGUUCUAUCAGCUGCUGCUCUUGCUGCUGCUGCAAGAAGCACAUUGCGUCCACCUUCCUUGCAAACCCUUCUCGAGGAUGUGCCUGACUCAGCGGCCAUUCCUCACACUUCUUCAUCUGGGGGUGAUUCUGAAGGAAAAAGCAAAUCUGCUGAUAGAAGUUCAAGAACUUGGAAGCUGAAGUAUGAUGUCAUUGAAGCAGUUAAUGAACUCAUUCAAGAUAUUGCCACUUGCCAUGAACAGAUUGCCGAGCAAGCAGUAGAGCACAUUCAUCAAAAUGAGGUAAUAUUAACUUUAGGAAGUUCAAGAACAGUAUUGGAAUUUCUUUGCGCCGCAAAGGAGAAACAAAGAUCAUUUCGGGUGUUUGUUGCAGAGGGUGCACCAAGGUAUCAGGGACAUCUUCUUGCAAAAGAAUUGGUCGCAAGAGGUUUACAAACCACCCUAAUUACUGAUUCUGCAGUCUUUGCCAUGAUUUCUAGGGUGAACAUGGUUAUAGUUGGAGCACAUGCUGUCAUGGCCAAUGGUGGGGUUAUAGCACCGGUUGGGUUGAAUAUGGUUGCACUUGCAGCUCAAAGGCAUGCAGUCCCUUUUGUUGUACUUGCUGGUAUUCACAAGUUGUGCCCACUGUAUCCACACAAUCCUGAGGUCUUGUUAAAUGAGCUGAGAUCCCCUUCUGAGCUGCUGGAUUUUGGAGAUUUCUCAGAUUGCCUGGAUUUUGGAAGUGGCACUUCUUCUCUACUUCAUGUGGUCAAUCCGACAUUUGAUUACGUGCCACCAAAACUCGUUAGCCUUUUUAUUACUGACACAGGAGGGCACAAUCCAUCAUACAUGUAUCGCCUCAUUGCUGAUUAUUACUCUACUGAUGAUUUGGUGGUACAACAAAGGCCUACAGGGAAUUGAGUUUCGCUCCCACUAUUUUUGUCAUUUGUUGGUUUCAGGCUGUUCAGAAAACUAGUGUGGGAAGAAGUGGGCAGGGAGAAAUGAAAUUUAGAUUGGAUUGUGCGGAAUGUAGAGAAUAUAUUAAUGCUGGGAAGAGACUGGGAAAAGUUGCAGUUCCAAUGUAGGGGAAUGGGAAUGAAUAUGCUAAAAGAUCAUGAAACAAAGGAGGAAAUGGAAUAUAGCCCGUUUCCUGGUUUGUGAAGAGCCACCAUACUGAUUCGUUAUUUCUUAACAACAGUUUGCCUUAUUUCCAACC
Carya illinoinensis is the source of this 1887-nucleotide messenger RNA. Its product is annotated as translation initiation factor eIF-2B subunit beta-like. Gene Ontology annotation, cellular component: eukaryotic translation initiation factor 2B complex. Bases 345 to 1592 code for a protein of 415 amino acids. The record is from RefSeq and is a predicted model, not a curated record. Lineage: Eukaryota; Viridiplantae; Streptophyta; Magnoliopsida; Fagales; Juglandaceae. Gene Ontology annotation, biological process: translational initiation. Gene Ontology annotation, molecular function: guanyl-nucleotide exchange factor activity; translation initiation factor activity. The transcript has 11 exons.